AUGCCGUUGCAUUGCUGCGUGCCUUGCUGUAACCAGCGUGGCGGGAAAGACUCCGAUGGAAACAAGGUAUCCUUCCUAGGAUUCCCAAACGAUUCCGCUUUGAAAAAGAAAUGGAUCGUCGCAAUACGCAGGGAUGAAGGCAAGCACUUCAAAGCGAACAGACAUACAAAGGUGUGCUCAAAGCAUUUUGUGGCAGCUGACUUUUUCUCAAACUAUGUUUCGGGGACAAAACGGCUCAAGGAAGGCGCAGUGCCAAGCGUGUUCAAUUUCCCGUCAAAUCCUGCUGGGCCACGAAGGAAGCCUCCCAAAGACCGCGGUGCACAGAAUACUUCCCGGUAUGUACAGGAGCCAACAGAGGAAACGCAUGGAAUCACUGAACACCGUGAAAACUCUGGUACGGCUCCCGAACCAGAGUUAUUGGGCACCAGAGUCAUAGCUGAUGACGUUGAGAUGGGAAAUUCAUUCGUGGAGUCACAAGCAGCUACGUGCACGCCAGGUUAUACUGAAAUAACAAGCGUUGGAAACACUGAGAAGGAUCUGGAAAAGGAACUACAGGAAGUGAAAGAGGAGCUUAGAGUUACAAACGAGAAGCUUUUGCGUAGCGAAAGAAAGACCAGAUUCUUGGAAGACGAGCUGAAGCACACAAAGCAAGCGCUUUUGCGUGUCACCAGGGAGCUCGAACUGGCUCAGGAGACAUUGAAGAAGCUUGAACGGAAAGUCGGAAGGCAGUUCUCGGUAGAACGUUUCAAGUCCAAUGACGAAGACAUGCGCUUUUAUACUGGCCUUCUAUCAUACGCAGUGUUCACAAGUGUGCUAAAUUUUCUUAACCCUGGCGAACAUGGGGAAAACAUCAAGGCCCGGUCUAGAACACAGACAGACUCUCCCAAGAUGGGUAGACCAAGGAGCCUUACAGUUGAGAACGAGUUUUUUUUGUUCCUCGUGAGGUUACGGCUCGGAUUGUUUGAAAAGGACCUUGCGGACAGAUUUUGCGUGUCAACAGCCACAGUGUCCAGGAUUUGCAUUACGUGGACAAGUUAUGCAUUUAUUCACCUGGCACAGUUACCUCUCUGGAUGUCAAAGGAAAGAGUGCAGGAAGAAAUGCCACCUGAAUUCAAAGACAAGUACUCCGCAACCAGGGUCAUCAUAGAUGCAACAGAAAUCAAAUGUCAGACAGCGAGUUCACUAGCUUUGCAGUCUGCGACAUUCUCAACGUACAAGUCGGCGAACACUUUCAAGGGGCUGAUUGGCAUUUCACCUGAUGGGACGGUCACCUUUGUGUCGAACCUUUUCCCCGGAUCCAUUUCUGACAAGGAAUGUGUGAGGCAGAGUGGCUUCCUAACCCUCCCGUUUGAUGAAGGAGAUGUUGUCAUGGCUGACAAAGGGUUCAGGAUCCAAGAAAUGUUGAACGACAUCAAGGUUGGGCUUAACAUACCACAAUUUCUCACAAGAGGCCACUUUAGUGAGGCAGAAGUAAAAGAAACUGAAGAAAUUGCUUCACUGCGAAUACAUGUCGAGAGGCGUAUACAGCGUGUGAAAAGUUUUCAUAUCUUCGACAGGCCAGUCCCUCUCUCUCUGGGUCCCAUCAUAAAUGAAAUGUGGGUUGUUUGUGUCAUACUGACCAAUUUUCAAUCUCCACUUUUGCGUUCUCUUGAUGACUGA
Messenger RNA from Ornithodoros turicata, 1659 nucleotides. RefSeq lists its product as uncharacterized. The record is from RefSeq and is a predicted model, not a curated record. Bases 1 to 1659 code for a protein of 552 amino acids. The transcript is spliced from 2 exons. Lineage: Eukaryota; Metazoa; Arthropoda; Arachnida; Ixodida; Argasidae.